GUGUUGUGCGUGGCGGGAGCGCGCGCUGGAAGGUGUAAGUGUAAGGAGGAGGCGGCUACGAGCGGCGAUAACUGCGAAGUGAGCGGAAGGCUGCGGAGGAUUUAUCGGUGUCGUUACUAGUAUGGAGGCCGGGAGAGUCGGGUCUGCAAAAAUAUGCGUCAUUUUCACACUGCUUUGGAGUUAAUGAACUGGAAAUACGGGUAAAAUCGCCAAUUGUCUCUCAGAACAGAAUUAUUAGAUUCGCUACCAAAGAAAAUUUAUCGGUCAUUGUGCUUAGGUCCUCAUCUCCAUUUUCUGUGAUUUUGUGAAAUGCCACCAUUGAAGAACAUGACACUGGUAGAACGUGUUCUAGCCACUUUAGUCGGAUGUAUUGUAUUAGCAGUUCACAUUCAAGGUCAACACUUUGACAUCUUGCCACACAGAACUGGAAUGAAAUCUAACUCUGACCCUAGGAAGCAAGAAAAUGGGGUAACAUUGGCUCCCGAGGACACGUUACCCUUCUUAAACUGUUAUUGUUAUGGGUAUUGCCCAGAAGAUGCCACAAAUAAUACAUGCAUUACAAAUGGACAUUGCUUUGCUAUUAUUGAAGAAGAUGAGCAUGGGGAAAUUACACUUACAUCUGGCUGCAUGAAGCUGGAGGGCUCGGAUUUUCAGUGCAAGGAUUCUCCCAAAGCCCAGAUACGAAGGACAAUUGAGUGCUGUCGGACUGACUUUUGCAAUAAAGAUUUGCAACCCACACUACCACCGGAUGGGAGACCAGAAGGAAUAUUUGGCAGAAGUGUCCACGUCAUAGCGCUGAUUAUAUCCAUUGUGGUCUGCUUAUUAAUCAUGGUGGUCUUCAUCUUCAUUACCUGCAUGUACAAGCACAAGCUGGCAACCCAGAGAAUGCUGUACAAUAGAGACCUGGAACAAGAUGAUGCUUUUAUACCAACUGGAGAGUCACUAAAGGCUCUCAUUGACCUGUCCCAAAGUUCUGGCAGUGGAUCUGGGCUUCCCCUCUUGGUCCAGAGAACAAUUGCAAAGCAGAUCCAAAUGGUGAGGCAGAUAGGAAAGGGACGAUAUGGAGAGGUUUGGAUGGGAAAGUGGAGAGGAGAAAAAGUGGCUGUGAAAGUCUUCUUCACUGCUGAGGAAGCCAGCUGGUUCAGAGAGACCGAAAUCUACCAGACUGUGCUGAUGAGACAUGAGAAUAUAUUAGGUUUCAUAGCUGCUGAUAUUAAAGGGACUGGAUCGUGGACACAAAUGUAUUUAAUAACAGAAUAUCACGAGAAUGGGUCUCUCUACGACUUUCUCAAGUGUGCCACCUUGGAUACAAGAUCUCUUCUUAAAUUGGCUUUUUCUGCUGCCUGCGGCCUCUGCCACCUCCACACUGAAAUUUACGGUACUCAGGGAAAGCCAGCAAUCGCACACAGGGAUCUGAAGAGCAAAAACAUCCUGAUCAAGGAAAACUGGACAUGUUGCAUUGCUGACCUGGGACUUGCAGUGAAAUUUAACAGUGACACACAUGAAGUAGAUAUUCCCCUGAACACUCGUGUGGGCACAAAACGGUACAUGGCACCUGAGGUCCUGGAUGAAAGUCUGAAUAAGAACCAUUUCCAGGCUUAUAUUAUGGCUGACAUCUACAGCUUUAGCCUAAUCAUUUGGGAAAUGACCCGUCGCUGCAUCACUGGUGGUAUUGUUGAAGAAUAUCAGUUGCCAUAUUAUGAUAUGGUGCCAAGUGACCCAUCCUUUGAGGACAUGAGAGAAGUUGUGUGCAUUAAGUGCCUACGGCCCACUGUGUCAAAUAGGUGGAACAGCGAUGAGUGCUUGCGGGCAAUUUUGAAGCUAAUGGCUGAGUGUUGGGCCCAAAAUCCAGCUUCCCGUCUGACAGCUCUAAGAAUCAAAAAGACGCUUGCAAAAAUGGUGGAGUCACAAGAUGUCAAGAUUUGACGGUGGAAAUAAUCCGGCUUCAAAAAAGGGACUCUAGACAGAGGAAGCAAAGUGCAAGAAGAGGCAACUGAAGAUUCAGCGGCCUCCCGUAUUCAUUUUGCAGGCUGCUAUCUAAAGACAUAACUCAGUACUAUGUAGAAUAUUGUGCCGGGAGCAUCUCCUCACCGCUGGGAGCCGCUGUGUGUGUCAGAACAGAAUAUUUUUGUUUUUAUAUUUUAUCAAGACUUUUAUGACAGACUUCAAAGUUCCAGUUUUAUGAUUACUGAAUUGCAUGUUCAAGCUAUAUUGCUUUCUAUGAAAGCAAGUUAUUUUAAGAUUUGCUUACGCACCCUUGUGGAGAAGAAACAUGUCAGCGUUGCCUUUUUACUAUAUGUACCUAAAGCAAGGUUUUUUUUGUGCCACCAGUUAUUGUUUGCCAUAUUUUUUGUAUGGUGCCUCCCCCACGUAAUAGUACCUUUCUAACAGGUCUUCUCAGUGCCAUUUCUAUCUUUGCAACUAAAUUUGUAUUUUCUUAGUGCAUCUCCAGCUCUCAUGCGGCCUAAAACCCUGUGUAGCCCGAUUUCUGCAAUUACACAUUCUACAUGGUUGUCCAGGUGGACAUAGCCUUUAGAGAGGACCUGUCAGCACUCUGACAUGUCUGCUUCCCAUGACAUUAACUCUCUGGGGCAUCUGUUCUUAUGCAUUUAUGUUGUUCCUCUGUUAUUAAUACGAGAAGUUUAGGAGUGAAUUGCCAGCGGUGUGUUGCUAGUUGUGGGGCUCCCUGCACAGUCUGAGUCCUGUCCGUGAAGGCAGUGACCGAUUAUGCAAGGACACACUGUUUUCACAAUAUUCAUGGUAACUAGUGGUUGGCAAUUUAUUCCUACAUUUAUAGGAGUUAAAGGCUAUGUCCACCUGGACAACCAUAUAGAAUGUGUAAUAGCAGAAUCGGGCUACAGCACAACAAAUGCAAGUAGUUACUAAUACGUGCCUGCCAGGAAAUCUGACCGGUCCACUUCAAGGCCCAUUAAUCUGAACAGACCUGAUUUAUGUUCUGCCAAAUCAUAUAAUUCUGAAAUUGGGAUGGAUAAACACUAAAGGAGCGAAUCCAUUGCAAAGAUUUACCUCAGUAUUUUAUUAGCUAGAAAUAUUUUUUUUUAAAAUAAAUUCUGUAUUAGUGGAAUAUGUAUGUCCCCGUGAACAUCAGUUGCUCAGACUCUUGCACCUGCUAGGAGUAUUAGUUUGAAAUUAUUUUUUACAGGACCUAAUAGGGCCUUAGAGGACCCGCUGCCAAACUAAAGCUGUUAACUAGAUAAAAUAGCCAUGUUUUCCACAGUAUGGCAUGCUUGUUUGAUUUUCCUGAUGGAGCAAUGGAGAUUUCUCCUUGUAAAGAAUCUGAAGCGGUUGCCACACUUCUAUGUCUAAUUAGUUUGGAUUUGUAUGUCUUGCCCAAUAACUUUAAGGGGCAUAACUCAAAAACAGGGGUCGGGCAGAAAAAUCAAAGUAUGCCAUGUUCAGGGAAGCAUGGCUAUGUUAACUAUAUAAACAGCUGACAUAUUUCACUUUGGUGGUAGGCCCUCUUCAGUUAAGCCCCUGUAUGCACACAGCCGUAUCAGUUUUGCGGUCUGCAGAUCUGCAAAAUAUAGGUGCCGUCCGCGUGCCGUCACAUUUUAUUUGUGGACCCGUUUUUGUUUUCAAUGGAUCCUUGGCCUUUCUCUUUGCGGACAUGUGCAUGCAAAAAGCACACAGAUCAUCUGUGUGUUUUCCUGCAUACAUACGUCCAUUCCAUGUCCUAUACCUGUGCCUGUCCCCAAAAUGUGGAUGCAACAUGGACUGCCAAACAUACGGUCUUGUGCAUGAGGCCUUAUUCUCAAAUUUCCUAUCACAUUAGUACUAUGAAUUAACUAAUGUCCUUUUAUAUGAAGAUAUUUCUUGUACAUUUAAAAUAUCUGCCUUUUGUUAAUUUAGAUUAGACUGGAAAAGUAACAACUCCACUCUUCUGGUGUUGCAAGUCAGUCCCAUCCGAGCGAAUCUCUGACAACGCUUUUAAUGGCCGCACUAUUUCUAAGGUGCAUAGGUCAUUAGCAUGUUAGAAAUACAGUGAAAGUGGCUUUAACUGUCAGAUAUGUUGUAACGCCUGCAGUCCAUGGACCUCCUCACACAUCUUCUGAACCAAACCUAGACCAGGCUCCAGUGGUCCACAUCCAGUUUAGGAUAUAAGAGAAACCCCAUGAAAACCCUGACACGAGAGCAGCUUUAGCUGGUUCCUAAGAAUAAAAAUGAACAGAAAUACUAAAUGUGCUAGUGUGUUAUCGUAGUAUUUUCUAUUAGGUAAUUUUUCUGAACGUCUGGCUAACUGAUCAGUCCCUGCAUUCGUUUAAAAUAUUAAGCUAUAUUACGGCCUAUCAUAAUAAAUUCAGGAGUUUCAUUGUAUUAGAGUAUAAAGCUGGUUUUACAUGUAUUCCAAGCUUUAAUUUUAAAGUUGUCUCCUCUCGCCAUUACUAACCAGCAGCUGGCUGGGAAACAGCAGUGUGCUCCUGUGCUCUGUUUCAGUAGCUCCCAUUGCGGUGCAUGAGAGAUGGAAACAGCGUAGCACACAAGCUAUGGUGGUUUCUGAGUUGGGGAAACAAUAGCUUGCUGUGCUAUCUUUCUGUAGUUCUCAUGCACUUCAUUGGGAGCUACUGAAACAAGUGCCAGAGCGCUCUGCUUUCCGACCAGCUGCUAGGUCUCGUGUCACCUUAGUAAUGGCGAGAUGUGACAACCCCUUUAAGGAAAUAGGUUUCUGAGGGGGGGGGGGGGGGGAGGGAUGAAAUUUGUAUUUCCUUGGCCAUCAGUGUCAGAUAGGUGCAGGUCCCACACCGGUUCUGUCUUGUCCUAGUGUGUCAGGGGUAUAACCGAUUAUUAACAUUUGAUUAUAGGAAUCCAUUUUUGUGAAAUACUUUAAAAGUUUAUCUCAAUGUUCAUUCAGGCAAAGGCCACACGAGUUUGUGGUCUGGCCUUUACUCUCUGAUGGCCACAGUUCCCAAAAGGACAACUGCUUGGCUGACCUGAACUUACUAUAUAUCAUAGUGCCCAGGUCUUCUGUCCCCCUACUCAGAGUAUCUUGUGGGACAGCACAGUAGUGUGGUCAGGCACGGACUCGGCAUCAUAAGCGACUUUGAUGCAGUGAGUUGGAGUCUGUCAAGCCAUGAUUGAUCCAGAAAAAGGCAGCCAUUACACAGAGCGUGUAUUCCAGACCAGAAUUCUCUUAAGAAACCAGCCUCAGAGUAGUUGGAUGAGAACAUCUGACUGAGCAGACAGUUUAUCAUUCCUUUCCGAUAACUGCCUGCUCAUCCGUGGAGGGAAGAGCUGCAAUUGAAUGGCCAGAUAUUCUGCCUGGUAAGCAGUACAGAUUUAUGACCGCUCUUGUUAAAAUGAAUUUAUCCUUGGUAUAGGGAAUGAAGGAGCGGUAAUACGAUCUGUUGUCCCAUACAGUUUUACUUUGUCUGCAGAACAUCCCUUGUAUACGUAAAAGAUACGAUCACCCAACAGACAAGCAUUUGCUCAUUUGUUAGCUGAUCGUGGCAUUCUUACAUGGGGCAAAGAUCAAGAACGAGUGUUCUCCCUGAUCAGUGGUCUUGUGAAAGGCCCCUUAGGCGCUGUUCACCGGCCCCCAUUUCUUCAGGAUCCAAGACUAAAAUAUUGAGAUAUCAGACUAUUUGUUUUCAAAUGUGAACUUGACAUUACAGGAAUGGCACCACAGGAAAGAUGAUGGGAGAGCUCGUAUUAACACUAGUGCAAUCAAAAUGUACAGCAUCAGCUACUUUAAUUUUCCGAAGAGACAGGAACUGCAAUUAGUUGCCACUUCAUUUGUUUUAAUAAAUCACUAUCUGUGUGUGAACAGAUCCAUACUAAAAAUAAAAAAAACUUGAGUGAGAUUGACACAUCAACUAUUUACAGCAGCAAGAGACUACAGAAUAAUGGUUAUUAUCAGAUGCAAUAAUGUGACACUUGCAGUGUUUUUUAAUAUAUGAUUUGUCAGCUUACUGCGUCUGAGUGCGGUGAUCCUGGCUCGGUUUCUUUCUAAGGCCUCCUGCACACAACCUCAUGUUCUUUCCACAUCCAGGCUGCAUUUUUUGCGGCUCGGAUGUAGGUCCAUUCAUUUUAAUGGGGCAACAAGACAUGUGGACAGCACACCGUGUGUUGUCUGCAUCCAUGUGUCCAUUCUGCGGCCCAGCAAAAAAGAUAGAACGUCGUCUUGUCCAUUUUGCAGACUAGGAUAGGAUAUUUCUACAGAAGUAAAAAAAAAAUGGCAGCAUGCACGCGUCCAGAAUCUGCAUUCUUAAAGGGCAAUGGCUUAACUGGAAACAGAUUUUAAAGGGGACCUGUGCCAUGAAAAUGUAGUGCAAUCUGCAGGUGUCAUGUUAUGGAGCAGGACUCGCUGAGCAGAUGGAUAUAUAGUUUUAUGGGAAUAGACUCUGUAAAACGUAUUUAAUUUGAAGUCACUGAUUGAUCCGUGAUUGACAGCCUUCCCUCUAUGAUUAUGUAUGCAGAGAGCUGCCAUUCACUGGUACGACCACCUCCUUGAUUUCAAAGUGGAGGACGAACAGGAAUUUAAAUACAUUGCAGGUUAUACUGUAUCUUAUGUUUCCCUAAAACUAUGUUUCAAUCUGCUCCACUCCUUCUCUUUAACAUACUGCUGGCAGAUACCACUUAAGUAUUGUGGUGACAGGUUCCCUUUAAGUAUCUCUGGUGCAUGGAAGUGGGGUAUAUCCAUAUUUCCUGCCCAUGGACAAGAUGUAUUUUGAUGAAAUGGAUCUCAUUUAUCAAAGCUAUCUAAUACUUUAACUGGCCUAGUUGCCAAUAGCAACCAUUAGUUUUUAUUCUCCACAAAUUCCUUUAGAAAAUGAGAAGAAUAAAUAAUGAGUUUUAAUUAAAAAAAUUAUAUAAUUUAUAUUUAUAAUCUAAUCUCAAUAUCAGUCCCACUGUCUCGCCAGAACCUACACAACCAAUUUAAUUAGAAAUGUUCCAUCUGAAUCCUACAUAAAACUAAGUGACCUUUGUAAUCUAAUUACCACGUAAAGUGCCGAACAUGUUUGGUUGCCUUGCUUUUUAACAAAAAUUACUUUACAAAUUUGAAGUACCGCUUCCCCCAAAACCCUGUUUUGUUUGUUCCUGUACUCUUUUCCUGAAGAUUAAAGGAAAUAUUGUGCAACCUAUGACUGUUUUUGUCAUGUGUACCAAGAUCUGAUUUGUGUAUGAUAAAAUGUACAAUAAAGUAACACUAUAGGCAAUGUAGCAAGUGUAAAUAGUUAAGAAUCUAUCAUAAAGCAGUGACUAUACUAUGAUGAUAUAUAUGCCAGAACUGUAGAAUAACCUUUCAAAAUGUAACACUAAAUGUAUUUUGUACAGCAUCUGGUUUCAAAGGUGCCUUAUAUUAAGUUUACCAUAAAUUGCUUUGUUCUGUAUACAAUGUUCAAUGUAUCAUUUCUAAGUAAAUAAGCUUAUUUUAGUAAA
Messenger RNA from Bufo gargarizans (Asiatic toad), 7398 nucleotides. It is a transcript of the gene BMPR1A, whose product is annotated as bone morphogenetic protein receptor type 1A. Gene Ontology annotation, biological process: BMP signaling pathway; dorsal/ventral pattern formation; protein phosphorylation. The record is from RefSeq and is a predicted model, not a curated record. Gene Ontology annotation, molecular function: transforming growth factor beta receptor activity, type I; ATP binding; SMAD binding. Lineage: Eukaryota; Metazoa; Chordata; Amphibia; Anura; Bufonidae. The coding region runs from base 310 to 1926 and encodes 538 amino acids. The transcript is spliced from 13 exons. Gene Ontology annotation, cellular component: plasma membrane; signaling receptor complex.